UUGCGGCUUAAAAUCGGUUCACCUUACACGUUGCUGCAGUCGGUUGACGAAAUUGUUUUGCAUUUGCCUUAAAUUCUAAAAAAAAAAGCAUCAUCAUGAAGUUCCUCACCGCAAAGGAAGUGCGCGAUGCCUACCUGAAUUUCUUCAAGGAUCAGCAGCAUCUUUAUGUCCACUCAUCCAGCACGAUUCCAUUGGAUGAUCCGACUCUGCUGUUUGCCAACGCCGGCAUGAAUCAGUUUAAGCCCAUUUUCCUGGGCAUCGCCGAUCCCAACAGCGAAAUGUCCAAAUGGGUGCGUGUGGUCAACACCCAGAAGUGCAUCCGUGCUGGCGGCAAGCACAACGACUUGGAUGAUGUGGGCAAGGAUGUCUAUCACCACACGUUCUUUGAAAUGCUGGGCAAUUGGUCGUUUGGCGAUUACUUCAAGAAGGAGAUUUGCUCUUGGGCCUGGCAAUUCCUAACGGAGCAUCUGCACUUGCCUAAGGAUCGCCUAUAUGUCACAUACUUUGGUGGCGACGUAGCCAGUGGCCUGGAGCCUGAUCUCGAGUGCAAGCAAAUGUGGCUGGACUUAGGAUUGAAGCCGGAGCACGUUCUUCCCGGCAGCAUGAAGGAUAACUUCUGGGAGAUGGGUGAAACUGGACCAUGUGGUCCAUGCUCGGAACUGCACUUUGAUCGAAUCGGAGGACGCAGUGUGCCCGAGCUGGUCAACAUGGAUGACCCCGAUGUGCUUGAGAUAUGGAAUCUGGUGUUCAUUCAAUUUAAUCGCGAAUCCGACGGAAGUCUAAAGUCGUUGCCCAAGAAGCACAUCGAUUGCGGCUUGGGAUUCGAGCGCUUGGUCUCUGUCAUCCAAAACAAACGCUCCAACUAUGAUACGGACUUGUUUAUGCCACUCUUUGAUGCCAUCCAGGCGGGCACUGGAGCACCUGCCUAUCAGGGUCGCGUUGGUGCCGACGAUGUGGACGGCAUCGAUAUGGCCUAUCGUGUGCUGGCGGAUCAUGCUCGCACCAUCACCAUUGCCUUGGCCGAUGGCGGCAAUCCCGACAACACUGGACGUGGAUAUGUUCUGCGUCGCAUCCUCAGACGUGCAGUGCGCUAUGCCACGGAGAAACUGAAUGCCAAGCCUGGUUUCUUUGCCACUUUGGUAAACACCGUCGUCGACUUGCUGGGUGAUGCCUUCCCCGAGGUCAAAAAGGAUCCCCAGCACAUUAUGGACAUCAUCAAUGAGGAGGAGCUGCAGUUCCUAAAGACUCUUACACGUGGUCGCAAUUUACUGAAUCGCACCAUUGAGAAGCUUGGCGCAGAUCAGACCACUAUUCCGGGUGAUGUCGCCUGGCGACUGUAUGACACUUAUGGUUUCCCCGUGGAUCUCACACAGCUGAUGGCCGAGGAGAAGUCACUGAAGAUCGACAUGGAUGGCUAUGAUGCUGCAAAACAGAACUCGUACAUUCUGUCGCAGGGCAAAGGUGCCAGCAAGAUUGAGGAGAUCAAUCUGGAUGUGCAUGCCAUAUCGCAGCUGCAGGAUCAGGCUGUGCCACCCACAAAUGAUUCAUUCAAAUACAAGUACGAGGCUAUUUCCGAUGCACGUGACUCCGCUUACAACUUUAGUGAUUGCACCAGCAAAAUUGUCGCCCUGCGUUAUGAGAAUCAAUUUGUCCAGGAGAUUAGCAGUGGCCAGAAGGCGGGCAUUGUUUUGGACAAGACGAACUUUUAUGCCGAGAGCGGUGGCCAGAUCUAUGAUCAGGGUGCUCUUGUCAAGCUGAACGAUGAGGCCAAUGAAUUUCUGGUGGAUCGCGUCUACAAUCGUGGUGGUUACAUCCUCCACAUUGGUGUUGUCGAGGGCAAGUUGGCGGUGGGUGAUGAAGUGCAACUGCAUAUUGACUCUGAGCGUCGUUGGCUGACAAUGAAGAAUCAUUCGGCCACGCACGCCCUCAAUCAUUGUCUGCUGCAAGUGCUGGGCAAGGAUACGGAGCAGAAGGGUUCCCUUGUGGUGCCAGAGAAGCUGCGAUUCGAUUUCAACAGCAAGGCGGCGAUGACCAUCGAACAGGUGGCCAAAACGGAGCAACUAACGCGUGAUAUGGUCUACAAGAAUGUGCCCAUCUAUGCCAAGGAAUCCCAACUAGCUUUGGCCAAACGCAUUCGUGGUUUGCGUUCCGUCUUCGAUGAGGUCUAUCCGGAUCCCGUUCGUGUCAUUUCCUUUGGUGUGCCCGUCGAUCAACUGGAGACACAACCAGAAGCUGAAGCUGGCGAACAAACCUCGGUGGAAUUCUGCGGUGGAACUCAUCUCCAACGCUCCGGCCACAUCAUGGACUUUGUUAUUAGCAGCGAAGAGGCCAUUGCCAAGGGAAUUCGUCGUAUUGUGGCUCUAACUGGUCCCGAAGCACUGAAGGCCAUUAAGAAAUCCGAGGCAUUUGAGCAGGAAAUCACUAAACUCCAGGCCACCAUUGAGGCUGACAAAAUCGGCAAGGAUUCCAAGCUGUAUGUUAAACAAAUUGUCGAACUGACUGAACAAAUCUCGCAUGCAACCAUUCCGUAUGUGAAGAAGGAUGAGAUGCGUAACCUGCUCAAGUCCCUCAAGAAGACACUCGACGACAAGGAGCGUGCCCUUCGUGCUGCCGUAUCUGUGACUGUUGUGGAGCGCGCCAAGGCUUUGUGUGAGGAGAAUCCCAAGGCGAAUGUCUUGGUCCAGCAACUGGAAGCAUACAACAAUACAAAGGCACUGGAUGCUGCACUCAAACAGGUGCGCUCCCAGCUACCCGAAGCUGCAGCUAUGUUCGUCUCAGUCGAUGCCGACUCCAAGAAGAUCUUCUGCCUCUGCUCCGUGCCCAAGAGCGCUGUCGAGAAGGGCCUAAAGGCCAACGAAUGGGUGCAGCAUGUCUCUCCCGUGCUGGGCGGCAAGGGUGGCGGCAAACCGGAGUCUGCCCAGGCUUCUGGAACCAAUUUCGAGCGCGUCGAUGAGAUUGUCGAGUUGGCCAACAAAUUCGCUCAGACAAAACUCAACUAAAUGGCAUUGAAUAUACAUUAUAUAGUCGGAAAAUUACAUAAAACGAAAUUAAUCAUAAACAAACAGAUAUUUUGUAGACUGUUACAAACGGUCAAAACUGCUGCAUUUUCAAAAGAAUUUUUGCUUAUUUAUAAAAUAAA
This is a messenger RNA of Drosophila innubila, 3139 nucleotides long. It is a transcript of the gene AlaRS, whose product is annotated as alanine--tRNA ligase, cytoplasmic. The transcript is spliced from 3 exons. Gene Ontology annotation, biological process: alanyl-tRNA aminoacylation; tRNA modification. Lineage: Eukaryota; Metazoa; Arthropoda; Insecta; Diptera; Drosophilidae. The record is from RefSeq and is a predicted model, not a curated record. Gene Ontology annotation, molecular function: amino acid binding; alanine-tRNA ligase activity; nucleic acid binding. Gene Ontology annotation, cellular component: mitochondrion; cytoplasm. Bases 96 to 2999 code for a protein of 967 amino acids.